UUUUUUUCACUCGGCUUUGGGUCGCGGCCAAGUCUCGAUCGCUGCUCCGCCGCCGCUCUUCUCACUGCGCAGCUCACGGCCCUGCCUCCUCGGUAGAUUUGGGUAGAUCGGCAUGUCACUGGCCAAACGUGCGCUGCGCGCGAGCCUGGACGCCGGCUCCGACGGCUCCGUCACGCUCGCCAGCCUCUCCGGCGCCUCGGCGCUGCGCACGCUCGACCUGAUGUUUGAGGCGGCGCCGAGCGGAGGCUUCCAGUACCGGCUGUCUGGGCAGUCCGCGUCGGCCGCAGAGGGCGGUCCCUCGGCCCCGCCGGAGCGCGCCAUUCCGCUCGACACACUCGACCUCAUGUUCGAGGCGGACGGCGGCGCCUUCACGUACCGGCCGCCUCCGGCGCGAGCCAACGCAGAGAGAGGGUCCGAGCCUCGCACGCUCGACCGUCUGCUGACGCCGGCGCGCUGCUCGGCGUCAUCGGCCUCCUCCUCCGGCUCUGGCUGCACCGGCUCUGGCCGCACCUCCCGCGCCUCUGGAUCCUCCGACACUCCGCCUCGGCUGUCUGGCGGCGCUGGCGUUCGCGGCUCGGGCGCGCGUGCGGCCCGGCAGCGUGGGACGGGGCUUCCCCAGGUCGACGAGAACUCGGUGCAGGUGAGCCCUCCAGGCACGCCCAGCGCCGCCGCCGGCGCAGCAGGCCGCACGCUCGACUCGCUCUUUGGCUCGAUGAGUGCCGGAGACAGGGACAGCGGGUCUGUGGGUGGGUCCGGACCGCUGUCGCGCCUCUCGCUACCGCGCUCAGGCAGCGGCGCCAGCGGCGGCCCGUCUCACGCAGCCCAACUGACGCAGGACGAGCGGCUCGGUGGCAGCCGCGGCUCGGCGCACGCGGCGCUCCUCCACGCCCGACGAGCGGGCGCCUGGCCGUCUCAGUGAACAACGAAUGGAUGGUGAGUGGUGAGUGAACAGGCGCACCUCACGCUCGACGAGCGAAUGGGCAGCCGCGGCUCCUCCUCGUCCUGCCGCAACUCCUCCCCCUCCACCGCCGGCAGCCGCCAUCUCGGCCCACCUCGGGCAAUCUCGGGCCACCUCGGAGGCGGCGGGGGAGGCGGAGGCGGCGGCGGCGGCGGCGGCGGAGGCGGCGGAGGAAGCGGGGGCCGCGCGCCAGCGAGCAGCCGCGGCGUGCGCAUCGACGUGCCCGACGGCGGUGGCGGCCCAACCAGCGGGCCACGGCGCGUCGCGUCGCUGCCGAAUGCGAUGCCUGACGGCCAAUCUCGGGUGAUGCCUGAGGGCCAGAGGCCGCCCGCGCUGGCCAAGAGUGCGACCACGGGCCACGCGGGGUUGGAGGCGCUCGGCUCGCGGCUGGACGAGCUGCGCGCCGCGGUGUGGACACAGGCCGGUUCGCCGCCACACGAGGCGACGGCGGGCGUGCGCGAGGUCGCGGCGAGGCGCUCGCUCUACCUGCAGACCCUCUCGAGCCUCCGCCGUGUCGCGGGGCUUGGUGCGGGCCAGUUCGGGUGCGUCUCCCUUGUGACGGACGUGCACGGGCAGCCGCACGCGCUCAAGGCGCUCUGGAAGGGGCAGCUGAUCGCGUCCGGCAGCGUCGGUGCCGUGGUGCGCGAGCGUGAGCUGCUCGCGUCGGUGAGCCACCCCGCAGUGGUGCGGCUCGAGGCCUCCUUCCAGGACGCGCGGCGCGUGUUCCUGCUGCUAGAGCCGGUCCUCGGCGGCGAGCUGUACGCAGUGCUGCACAUGCUGGGUCGCCUCGAGGAGGGGCAGGCCCGCUUCUACGCCGCGUGCGUCGCCGACGUGCUCGGCCACCUGCACGACGUGAGCGGCAUCGUGUACCGCGACCUCAAGCCGGAGAAUUUGCUCGUCGAUGGCGUCGGCUACCUCAAGCUCGUCGACUUUGGGCUCGCCAAGCGGCUGCGGCCCCUCGCGGACGACGGCGAGGUGCACGCCGCAGAGCGGACCUCGACUAUCUGCGGCACGCCCGAGUACCUCGCCCCCGAGAUGGUGCGGGGGGAGGCGUACAGCUUCUCCGUCGACUGGUGGGCGCUCGGCAUGCUGCUCUUCGAGAUGCUCGCCGGCGUGCCCGCCUUCCGCAGCGCCGACCCGGCAGAGGUGUACCGCAAGAUCCUCGUCGAGGCUCCGCGUUUGCUCUUCAAGAGCAGCGCCGAGUGCGACGCUCUGCUGGCCGGUCUGCUCGCCAAGGCUCCCGAGCAGCGGCUCUGCGCGGCGGACGAGGUCUGCGACGCGCCUUUCUUCGCAGCGAUCGCGUGGUCGAGCUUGCGCAGCCGCAGCACGCCCGCCCCGUUCCGGCCGAAGAUCGCGCACCCGACGGACACGUCCAACGUCGUCACCAUCGAAAAGUACGCGAGCCCGGCGAGCGAGGAGGGCGACGGCGCCGAGUGGGAUCGCUACCUCACGAGCGCCACUUUGCGCAGCUCCACGCACCCCUUCGCCUCCUUCGCCUCGGGCGUGUGGUAAAGAGAUGGUGUUUGUGAGCCUCGUGUGGCGUCUCGUGUGGAGGCAGCCAACUUUGAGUGUCCAUUGCCAGCGCGGCGGCCCCUUAGAUUAGCUUGUAGGUUGGUGUUGCGAUCGAGGGACGAGAGGCGAAAUCA
Molecule: messenger RNA, 2604 nt
Organism: Emiliania huxleyi CCMP1516
Lineage: Eukaryota; Haptophyta; Isochrysidales; Noelaerhabdaceae
Exons: 9
Coding region: 977-2470 (497 amino acids)
Biological process (GO): peptidyl-serine phosphorylation; signal transduction
Cellular component (GO): cAMP-dependent protein kinase complex
Molecular function (GO): cAMP-dependent protein kinase activity; ATP binding
Source: RefSeq, a predicted model, not a curated record